Molecule: messenger RNA, 906 nt
Organism: Caenorhabditis remanei
Lineage: Eukaryota; Metazoa; Nematoda; Chromadorea; Rhabditida; Rhabditidae
Exons: 5
Coding region: 1-906 (301 amino acids)
Source: RefSeq, a predicted model, not a curated record
AUGGAGUGGCUAGAUUACAACGAAUCGAAAUGUCGAGAGAACUAUACCUACUUUGGAUCAGCUGAUUAUCUUCGGAAUGCCUAUCAUCUAACUGCAUUUCUAACCAUUCCAUUAUCAUUAUUCACGUUUUACACCAUCAUCAAAGUGACUCCAAAACGGAUGAGAAGCAUGAAAUUUCCACUUUUGAUUGCCCAUGCAUGGAGUACUAAUUUGGAUUUGAUGUUCACUGUAUACUCAGCUCCCUAUAUAUUCUUCCCAAGUGCUUCUGGAGUUCCACUUGGUCUCCUGGGAGCCGUGGGAGUCGGUGUCAAAUGGCAGUCUUAUUGGGGACAGGUUUCUGUGACAAUGAUGGGUGUCAAUUUCAUAAUGCUUUUCGAAAAUCGUCAGAGUCAAAUCACAACAAUCAAGUUGAAAAUAAAGAAGAAAAGAACUCGUUUGAUCUAUUUCACACUAAAUUAUCUGUUCGCUUUCAUUGUAAUGUUGCCAUUUUAUCUAGACAACACGGAUCAAGUCGAAAUGAGAAAAAUAGUUCUUGCAAGAAUUCCCUGUCCAACCAUUGAGUUCUUCGACCCGAAAACAUAUGUUUUGUUGAAAGGAGGAGAAGUGAUUCCAUUUUGGUCCAUCACCAUUGGAUUCUCGUUUAUAUCAAUUCCGUGGAUAGCAAUUGCAUUUCCAGUUGCAUAUUCAAUGUAUGCCGACAAAAUGAAUUAUUAUAAUCAAGCUUACAACAACAAUGCAAUGCUCAUUAUGGCUAAUCACGGUCUUCUCAGUACUUGUUGCACCCUCUUCAUCUAUAAACCAUACCGAGAUUUUGUCAAACAAGUGCUGACUGGACAAAAAGAAGACAGGGGACAGUCUCUUACAGUUGGAACAGUUGCAUCAAGAAUUGGAAGUAUUUCUAAUUAG